Molecule: messenger RNA, 1948 nt
Organism: Oryza brachyantha (malo sina)
Lineage: Eukaryota; Viridiplantae; Streptophyta; Magnoliopsida; Poales; Poaceae
Product: protein NRT1/ PTR FAMILY 5.10-like
Exons: 4
Coding region: 101-1762 (553 amino acids)
Biological process (GO): oligopeptide transport; transmembrane transport
Cellular component (GO): membrane
Molecular function (GO): transmembrane transporter activity
Source: RefSeq, a predicted model, not a curated record
GUGGGGUCGUGUCGUACGCUAGUGGAAAAUCACAUCCGAAACAGUUCGGACGUAAAGCUGCAGCUAGCUAGCUAGGGGGAGUAAGGUAGUGGAGCGUGCAAUGGAGGCGGCGGAGGCUCAGCCUCUCCUGCCGGAGCCGGAGCCGACGAUGCUCGCCGUGGACCGUCUCGGCCGCCCGGCCUCCCGCGGCAGCUCCGGCGGGUGGCCCGCCGCCCUCUUCAUCAUCGGAGCGGAGGUCGCCGAGCGGUUCGCCUACACCGGCAUCGUGGGGGUCCUGAUAAUCUACCUGACCGGCCCGCUCCGGCAGCCGACGGCGGCGGCGGCGGCGGCCGUCAACCUGUGGCUCGGCACCUCGAUGCUGCUGCCGCUGCUCGGCUCGGCCAUCGCCGACUCCUGGCUCGGCCGCUACCGCACCAUCGUCUUCGCGAGCCUCCUCUACAUCUUGGGAUUGGGUAUGAUCACUGUCUCAUCGGUUCUUGCACCGGAAGAGCAAGUGAAACAUGGAGGCAGUAUGGAGUCACCAGCUGAAAGCUCAAAUUUGGCUGCUCACGUGGCUUUCUUCUACCUGUCCCUCUAUGUUGUGGCGUUUGCCCAGGGUGGCCACAAACCUUGCUCACAAGCAUUUGGUGCAGACCAAUUUGAUGAGAGUGACCCUGAUGAACUGGCCUCGAGGAGCUCUUUCUUCAAUUGGUGGUUCUUCGCUUCGUAUGGUGGCAACACCAUGACUGUUUCAAUCUUGAAUUAUGUUCAGGAAAGCAUAAGCUGGCAGCUUGGGUUUGCAAUUCCAUGCAUUGCCAUGGUUGUUGCUCUUGCUAUUUUCUUGAUUGGAACCAGGACUUAUCGCUUCUACCCGCCAAGAGGUAAGGGGAAUGUAUUUGGACAAGUUGGCAAACUGGUUGCAGCACGGUUUCGACAACGGAUAGCGUCGUCAGGUUCAAAAUCACCUGACAGUUCUCAUGAGCUGCUACCUUCAUCAUCAGAGGGGGAUGCCAACAGUUCAAGCAGUAAUUGUGUCCCUCCUGAAGCUGCAGAGCUGGUCAAGUUAUUUCCAAUAUGGGCAUCCAGCCUGAUAUAUGCUGCUGUGAUGGCACAGUGCAUUACUUUCUUUACAAAGCAAGCAAGCUCACUGGACAGAAGAGUAGGUAGCCUAGUGAUACCAGCUGCUUCCAUCCAAUCCGUGGGUAAUGCCUCAAUCAUGGUCUUUCUCCCAAUCUAUGACAGAAUCUUUGUUCUAAUAGCUAGGAAAUACACCAAGAACCCUUGCGGCAUCACGACGCUGCAAAGGAUCGGCGUCGGGUUGGUAAUUUCGAUCAUCAUGAUGAUUGUUGCUGCACUUGUGGAGAUGAGGAGGCUCAAAAUAGCAAGAGAUUUCGGCCUUGUGGACAAACCAGAAGUUGUUAUUCCUAUGAGCUUCUUGUGGAUUAUACCGCAGUACAUUCUGUGUGGAUUGUCUGAUAUAUUUGCUGUAGUUGGAUUGCAAGAGUUCUUCUACGGUGAGGUACCUGACAGUCUGCGCAGCUUGGGCGUGGCUUUGUUCUUGAGCAUAAUUGGAGUUGCCAACUUCAUCAGUAGCUUCCUUGUAUAUGCCAUUGACAAGGUGACCAGUAGCUUCGAAGAUAGCUGGUUUUCUGACAAUCGAAACAGAGGCCAUCUUGAUUACUUCUACUUGCUGCUAACCGUGCUCAAUGCUUUAGGCCUGGCCUGUUACCUAUACUUCGCACAAAUGUAUCAGCAUAGGAAAAAGGUCAUCUCAGUGCAUUGAUAUUGUGGUCAGAGUACAUUUUUUGAUCCACUGGUCCAGUCUCAAGAAUGUAACAUGAUAAAGCUGUGUCUGGCAAAAUGCCGGUUCCAGUGUCCCUCCAUUCACCCAUAUAUCCUAAUACCUACUUUGUAUUCAACAAAUUAUGUGAUCCAUGUGCAAAUGCAAAUGAAAUGCUCCUUAAUUUCA